UCGGCUGAGAUUGCUUGCGGUCUCUCCCACAGUAUCUUGUUGCCAUCUUGGUGACUGCUUGCAGCAUCAUUAUGAAGGCUGUUAGGGCUCUAACAAGCAGGCAUCCCUCAUCCCUGUAUACUGCUUCCUGUGGUAACGUGAACAGAGUAGACCUGUAGGUCACCGACCCGCACUGUCCCCGAUCCGGUACCCGAUGUCCCCAAUCUGGAACGAGGUAACAGCACCGGUUCACGUACCAUACCAAGGGUACCGUCCCGGUACUGCACCGGUUCACGUACCAUACCAAGGGUACCGUCCCGGUACUGUUCCGGUUCAAAACUCGGUACCGAACUGCACCGACGGUACCAUACUGAUGGCACCGUACCAACCUGGCACUAAGGCACCAAACCGGUACUGAACCGACCCAGCACCAUCCAGGUACCGUACUGAUUCUGUGCAAAGUCACCGAACUGGUUCCCAACCGCGAUACCAUCCCUGGUCCAGUACCAGAGGACUCGGUUUGGGUCUUGACCCGCCCCGUUACAUUACUGUACAGUGGCAUUGCUGAUUGAGCAGACUGAGACAGCAGUCAUACAGUACUGUACACUGCGUUGCUGCUUGCAUCAUGCCUGGGUUUUAUCCCUGCGAUUUAUUCAAGGCCAGUCUGCCAGUUGAGGAUAAGCACGGCAGGCGUUCUUCCUGUCUGGGGCCAGAGCACGCCAAAGAGGCACUCACUGACCGCAGUUUCUGCAAGUUUUGUGCCCGUUGCACUACAAUUUUUGCAGGACCUGUUUGACGAGGGGAAAUCCCUCUCUACGUUAAAGGUCUAUCUGAUGGCUUUGGUACGCUCACCCAUUCAGUAAUGGUUACAUUUCGUACUUGAUAGGGAACGUUAGGUUAUUAUCAUAACCCUUGUUCCCUGAAAUAGAAAUGCAACCAUUAAUCUUCAAGGUCGCUGCGUCCAUGAUUGCAGCAGGCUUGAAGGAAAAAUGAUGUUGUGAUCUGUGCGGGCAGUCCUUAUAUGCCCUCGGGGGCGGGCAUGACUGCAUCACAGGCACUGCCUGCAGCUUUGAUACAUCUAUUCAGGUUUAGGGUCUUUAGGAGGUAAACACCCAUACGGUAAUGGCUACAUUUCUAUUUCAGGGAUCCUGGGUUUUUCACCAGCAGCAGCACUGAGCUGGAUCUGAGGCCGGCUCCUGGGUUUUUCACCAGCAGCAGCACUGAGCUGGAUCUGAGGCCGGCUCCUGGGUUUUUCACCAGCAGCAGCACUGAGAGGCUGGAUCUGAGGCCGACUCUCCAGCAUUUUCCACCAGCAGCAAUACUAAAGUCCGCCCUGCAGUGAUGCUGAUACAGAGGAAAGCGCGGGAAUCUGCAGGAACAGACUUCAUUUGCCACGUGACAGGGUUUUACCCCCGAGAGGUUGAGGUGAACUGGAUCAGAGAUGGUGAGGCUCUGCUGGAGGAGGGGGUGUGGAGUGGAGAGGUGCUACCCAACGAGGAUACAACCCACCAGCUGAGAAAGACCCUGACAGUGAGUCCUGAGGACCAGAAGAAACACAGCUACUCCUGCCAGGUGGACCACGCCAGUCUGGAUGAGAAGAUGGAUGUGAAAUGGGUUCCAGAGGCUGCUCUCAACAUGGGGUUUGUUGCUGGUGGUGUGCUGGCUGCUCUGGGUCUGAUCAUCGCAGUGAUCAUAGGAGUUCACAUCUGGAAGAAAAGAGCAUCAGGUGCCAGGAGCCCUGACACACCAGCACAGACAAAGGAACAAAGUGAUGCUUCAUCCAACUCAUCCAACUCCACCAACAAUGACAGGUGUGACCCCAUUGCAGAGAAGCUGAUGACACAGACAGAAUAAAUGACUCAGCUGAGGCUUCAUCUUUUACACUUUAUUUACCCCGAUAUUGUCACACAGAGCGAUCGGACAAACUGAUAGACAAGGACGCUGUGUUACAGUCAUCUGUGUUAAGAAUUAAGAAUUUGUAGUCAUUUGUAUGCAGUAACCUAGGUUCUAAAUAACCAUUAUUAAUGUAACAUUGCUUUAUGGGACAUGCAAGAAAACAAGAAGAAAUUGAUUUUACUUCGAGGAUUACUACUUGUUUGUUGGAAACCAUCUGCUUGUGAAGGAAAAAGAGGAUCUGCAGUACAGUCGGGACAUGAGAGGCGAGAAGACCGAUGGUGUGAUGUCUGGUGAGCAGGGGCACUGAUGUAACGAAGUCUCAGAAGAAAAAUACCGGAAAUUACGAGAAGGUUCUGGUCUCUUUUAAAAAGGUAUGAAACCCCUUUUUCAUGUGAGGUACGCCUUUUGCCAUCUUCUGCCUUUUCUGUCACCCUCUGUGUGGAAGCUGCGAUGCUACAGACUCCUGUUUGUUACUGAUAAGGACUCUGCUGCUUGUUUUAUGUUCAGGCACUGGAUCCCAUAGAGGUUACCAGCCUGUUUAUGUAACUGGAUACAGAUACAAAGGUGGGGAAUGAUCCUACCUGUUAACUCCUAUACUUGCUCUUUCCUUUCCUAUUUGUUAGCUAUAUUUUUAGCAAUUGUUGCUACAUGUCCGAAGUGUUCCAUCGGUCUUAGGUCCUUUGUUAUUUUCACAUAUAUGCUGCCGUUAGGUGAUAUUAUCCGCACACACGGAGUGAACUUCCAUUGCUAUGCGGAUGAUACCCAGCUAUAUCUAUCCCUAAAGCCAGAAAAUACUUCUGCUGGGGAGUUACUUGCUGCUUGUCUUGCAGACAUCAAGUACUGGGUGUCACAGAAUUAUUUAAUGCUAAAUUCAGAUAAAACAGAGGUUAUGCUAGUGGGCUCUCAGAACCAACUAAAAAAUGUGGGAUUACAUGAAUUCGACCCUAGUAAUUUAAUUAAAUAUUAAAGUAGAAAUUAAAAAUGUGGGAGUCAUCUUUGAUCCUGAUCUCUCAUUUGAGACUCAUAUAAGGGAAGUUACAAAAGUAUAUUUUUACCAUUUGAGAAAUAUAGCCAAACUUAGACCAAUACAUCUGUGCCGAGAGACUAAUGCAUGCCUUUGUUUCAUCUAGAAUUGAUUACUGUAAUGCACUUCUCUCUGGUAUCCCAAAAGGUGUGCUGUCUCGCUUACAGCGCGUUCAGAAUACCUCAGUUAGAAUUCUGACUAAAACCAAGAAAAGUGAACAUAUUACCUGUUUUAGCCUCCUUACAUUGGCUACCUGUGCAGCAUAGAAUUGAGUUUAAGAUUUUGCUGUUAACCUAUAAAGCCCUAAAUGUAUUAGCACCUAGUUAUUUGACGGGGUCAGUUACUCCUGCAAAUAACUAGAUGCUAAUACAUCAUCCAAAUCACACAAUGCAGGGCUACUGGUUAUUCCUAGUGUUAACAGAAUGAACAUGGGAGGAAGGGCUUUUUCAUGCAGAGCUGCUAAAUGAUGAAAUGCCCUCCCUACUUUCACAGGGAAGCUGAGACUGUUACAGUUUUACAUACUUUUAUGAAAUUGCUUUGUUAUCUUAGUGGGUUUUAAUGUGAGUUUUUAACAUUAUUUUUUUAUAUACUGUUUUUUAAAUAUGCUAUUUAAUGUGUAGCAGUUGUGUGUGUGACAUGCCGGGGGACCUUUAUACAAAGGCAUUGUGUUGUGUAAAUGGAAAUGCUUUUUGCAAUGUGCUGUGCAAUGCUUUGUGAUACUUUUGUAUGAAAAGUCGCUAUAUAAAUGCAAUAAAUAAAACAUGUAAAAACAUUUUUAA
Messenger RNA from Acipenser ruthenus (sterlet), 3678 nucleotides. RefSeq names its product class II histocompatibility antigen, B-L beta chain-like. The transcript is spliced from 6 exons. Gene Ontology annotation, biological process: immune response. Bases 1321 to 1833 code for a protein of 170 amino acids. The record is from RefSeq and is a predicted model, not a curated record. Gene Ontology annotation, cellular component: external side of plasma membrane. NCBI's taxonomy places the organism in Eukaryota, Metazoa, Chordata, Actinopteri, Acipenseriformes, Acipenseridae.